Penicillium paradoxum is the source of this 342-nucleotide messenger RNA. RefSeq lists its product as uncharacterized. Lineage: Eukaryota; Fungi; Ascomycota; Eurotiomycetes; Eurotiales; Aspergillaceae. The transcript has a single exon. The record is from RefSeq and is a predicted model, not a curated record. Gene Ontology annotation, molecular function: protein binding. Bases 1 to 342 code for a protein of 113 amino acids.
AUGGAUGGACUGUCGUCUGCGGCGAGUAUUAUCGCGGUCAUCCAGGUCGCGGGGAGUGUUGUGAAGAUUUGUGGCGGUUACAUCAAGGAAGUGAAAGAUGCCAGAGAUGAGAUUCUCAAGCUACAGCAAACAGUUACGGACCUGCUAGGGGUUCUCCAGCAGCUGGAGUCACUCCUCGAAGGUCCUAACAGCUCGAAGCUCUCCAGAUCCCAAGACCAAAAGCAAAUUCCUAAGGGCCAUUCAUUAGAUUGGUCAGUGACAUUCUCACCAGAUAGCCGAUUACUAGCUUCCGGGUCCGAUAAAACAGUCCGGCUCUUGGAAGUAACGAGAGGCGCCCUAUAG